This is a messenger RNA of Thlaspi arvense, 1207 nucleotides long. Lineage: Eukaryota; Viridiplantae; Streptophyta; Magnoliopsida; Brassicales; Brassicaceae. The record is from the annotation of a GenBank genome assembly.
CACUGACACAUUAGGCAUAGACCAUGAAGAUGAAGUCUUCUCUCCCACUCAGCUCAAAGGCUCAUACUUUCGGCUGUAUAUCUUUGAUUCUUCGAAGAGUUCUCUGUUCCGGUACCUCUUCGACGUACCCAUCUGAUCAAAUCACUGAGCCGGGUUACAAUUCUCCUGAUUUCGGCUCCGAACCACCCAGAGCCAGAGGAGAUGAGCCAGGAGCUGUGGCGAGGCUCAUGGGUUUGGAUUCAGUUCCCGUAAUUGACAAAACCAGAGUCGUCUUAAGGAGCCGUUCAGUGAAUUCAGUUGGUGAUUUGGAGAGAGACAACGAUGAGGUUCAGGGAAAGCAUAGAAGAGUAAAGUCCACACUGGAUUCGCACAAGCUUUUGGAGUAUGUUGAGAUUGAAGACGAUAAUUUCUUCAUUCUCAGCUUCGAGAAGGAUAAAAAUGAGAAGGUUUUUGGAGAACUGAAUCAGCUGGGGACAAGAAAAUGUAAGAAGAGACGAGAAACGAGAGAGAGUCAGAAGGAAACAGAGAAUCAAACACGCAUAGUAGAGGGUAAAGAGAACGACAUGAACGCCAUGAACGUUUCACCAGGACGCGAGAGGCUUGAGGUUGGAGAAUUGAAGCAACGUAGAAAGGAGAAACGUAAGAACAGAAGAAAAGCAAGAAGAAUUAAGUUGAGACAGAACAUAGAGAAGGAGAAUAUGAUCGAGAGCUAUGGUCGCUGGUCCAGAGAUGGAGAUUUAGCCAAUUGUGAAGUGAGGUCAACGAAAGAAGAGUGUGGAAGCUGCGAUGAUUGGAGCCCUGUCUCGGUUCUUGAUUAUGAUCGGUGUGCUGGUUUUCGAGUAACCCCAUCACCAGGGAACACUUCAAGAAGACGGUUAUCUUCGGAACUAGAAUCAAGUAAGAGUAAUGAAACAAUUCAAGAAGAUCACAUCGCAUUAACCAACAGACCAAGAGAGUCCGAAGUCCGACUUUAUGGCUACCAAGAGAUGUGGCUCAUGAUUUGCAGUCUCACUGUAUCUGAGCUUGAAGGGUCUAAUUGGGUUUACGGAAAAGCUUCAAAGCUCGAAGAUCUAGAAGAACUCAUAGGCGAAGAUAUUGUCUCAAAUAUCUUAGAUCAACUCUUAGAAGAAACAAUUACAACACUUUCCCUAACUUCACAAGUGUAAAGAAAUUUCAAUUCUGUCUUAUAAUUAUACUUUCAAGUCUU